Messenger RNA from Penicillium riverlandense, 414 nucleotides. RefSeq lists its product as uncharacterized. Bases 1 to 414 code for a protein of 137 amino acids. NCBI's taxonomy places the organism in Eukaryota, Fungi, Ascomycota, Eurotiomycetes, Eurotiales, Aspergillaceae. The record is from RefSeq and is a predicted model, not a curated record. The transcript has a single exon.
AUGGCCGGAUUUUUGGAUACUGCCGUCCCUGUCUGGGAUGCCGCAUCAGUAUACGCGGAUCAUCCAGAUGAUAACCAGGAUAUGCUGGUGAAAAACGUAAAGUUAGCAUCCGCACUUGCCGGAUCACUAGGUGACGGUGCUCAAGGCAUGCUCAAGCAUCCCGUGGUAUUGAUGCGCGGACAUGGCUUCGUGGCAACAUCAACUAGCCUCGAAAUGGUGAUUUUAAAUAGCGUCUACACGACUCAAAAUGCCAGAGUACAACGACAGGUACUCAGUCUGGGCAUUGAUGUCCAGGUUUUGACCGAGCGGGAGGCCCACGACACUGGCACAACAACGGGCCAAAGGGCUGUGAAGCCGUGGCCGCUUUGGGUGGCGGAGGUAUCCAAGUCAUCGUUGUACCAGAAUCUAAUGUAG